Molecule: messenger RNA, 1394 nt
Organism: Dentiscutata heterogama
Lineage: Eukaryota; Fungi; Glomeromycota; Glomeromycetes; Diversisporales; Gigasporaceae
Source: the annotation of a GenBank genome assembly
UUGAAGAAAGUUUUAACCUUCAAGCUUCACAUGAUAUUAUGGAGUUUGGAAUAUCUUUGGAAGCAUUAAAAAAGUAUGACCACUUUGAGUUUCCAGGAGUUGUUCCUCGCACUUUCGUUGGUUCUUUACUUUUGAGUUUAGUUAGUUGGCCAACUAGCAAAACUUUAGAGUUGCUGAUCCCUCACCUUAGUAAAUUUACUCGCCAAUAUAUAGUACGCUUCUUUCUUGGUAUAUCUACCAGUUUUGCUCUAUCUUAUUUUCGAUCAUCUAUUGCUAAAUAUUUUGGAUAUCGGGUUUCUGUCGCCUUUGGUAUUCUUAGUGCUUGUCAAUUUCAUACCAUAUUUUGGGCAAGUAGGACAUUGCCAAACAUGUUUGCUUUUCCGCUAGUAAUUUUUUCUUAUUCUUAUUGGAUUUCUGCGAUUAAUUCCUCUGAAUCCAAUCGAAAAUUAUUACCAAUGAUACGUUAUAUGAUUUAUACGGCGGUAAUAUUUCGGUUUGAAGUAGGAGUGCUACUUGCUGUUAUUGUUUUGUUUGAAUUGUGGAUUGGAACUUUAAAUUUUUUUGAUACAUUAUGGGUUGGAGUUAUCUCUGGAGCGACAAGUUUGGGAAUUUCUUGCUUAAUCGAUAGUUACUUUUGGCAAACUCGACUUAUGUGGCCAGAAGGUUAUGUUUUUUAUUUCAAUGCCAUUCUCGGAAAGAGUGUUGAGUGGGGGGUGCUACCUUUUAAUACAUAUUUCACCGUAUUUCUCCCGAGACUAUUGUUGAUGUCUCUUCCGUUAUGCAUAUUUUCGGUAUUUUCUGAUUUCCGUACGCGUAGACUCUUAACACCUAUGCUUGCUUUCAUAGGUGGAUUCUCUUUCCUUGGUCAUAAAGAAUGGCGGUUUAUCAUUUAUGUGGUACCGAUUUUCAAUUUGUGCGCGGCGAUCGGAUGGAUAAAAAUUCAUAAUUAUCCUGGUGGGGUAGCCUUACAAAAAAUACAUGUCAUUCAGAGAGAUUAUUCCCAAGCACGGAUACAUCUUGAUGUAUAUACUGCGAUGACUGGUGCAUCCAGAUUUGGUCAGCUGCGGCAUGACUGGAUGUAUUAUAAGAACGAAUCACAUUCAUUGCCUACUGAUUACGUGGGAUAUACGCAUCUUUUAACUUCUACACCUCACUUUCACGGAGCUUAUUUCGAAAUUAUUGAUACCGUAUAUGGUUACGAGAGAAUACUAUUGAAAAAUCCAACAAGUACUAUCAUACAAAAUUGGCUUAAAUCAUUCCAAAACUUUGAUUUAAAAAAUGUGAAAAAGUUUUUGGAAUCCUUAUUGCCAGUGCAAAUUGUCAUAGAACCAAAGGUGUGGAUAAUGAAAAGGCAUAACAUUUCUGAUUUUACAGAAGGCGAACAUCUAUUCUGA